AUGUCUCUGGUUCAGCACGUCUCUGCUCUCGAAGGUGUUGAUUUCGAGCCAGAUCCCGAUGUCGAUGAGGACUUCGUCCCGAUUGCCCGGAAGAUAAGCUACGAUGUGCUGCAUCCGACGUACGCUGCUUCCAUCGUCGAGGCUGCUCCACCUGCAACGCCUGCAUACAAGCACUCGACUGUGAAACGAGGAGUGCAAGUUGCGUUCACCAUUUUCGCGUGCUGGGUCGCGUCGGGCAUUGUGUUUGGAUUCGCUGCGCUCAAGCCUGUGCUCGUGGAGGAGGGCGUUUACCACGAGAAAUGUUCCAAGAGUGAGCUUCGCGACGGCAUCGAAUUGUGCGUGAAGCAGGACCUCGGUCUGAAUUUUUUCUUCACCGUCGCGUCGAUCACGGCAAAUGUUUCAGCUCUCCCGGUUGGAACAAUCCUUGACCGGUAUGGGUCGCGUCUCUGCGGUCUGAUCGGAUGUUUACUUCUGGCCAUUGGAAGCGUGUUGAUGAUUCUUUCUUUUCAUCUACCUGGGUUUCAGGGGUUCAUUGCGGGCAACUUCUUCCUCGCGCUCGCGGGUACAUUUAUCUUUGUGCCAUCCUUCCAAAUCGCCAACGCGUUCCCAAGGCAUGCGGGUAAAAUCGUCGCCCUUGUGACUGGUGCUUUUGACGCGUCGGCUGCGGUUUUCCUCUUCUACCGAUACGCGUACGAGGGAUCAGGCAGAACUUUCACUCCUGACAAAUUUUUCAUGGGAUACCUGGCUGUUCCGGUCAUCCUUCUUCUCGCAUUGGUGACCUUCAUGCCAAAGCGCGAUUACCAAACGACCUUCCAACUCGAAAGCAAAAUUGAGCAAGCCGAAGACCCCGCCCAGGAUGUACACUCGUCGGAUGACGAAAUCGAGAAUGCUCGAGAGCUAAUUCGUGUCCGGAGCAAGCGUGCCGAUCUUCGAAAGAAGAAGAUCCACCAACUUAAUGAAAUUCUCGGUGAUGCAGAUGUCCGACAACAGCGCGCGGACAGGGAGGAGGAUCGUCAACAGAAGAGUCAGGUUUGGGGUGUGUUGCAUGGUCUGCCAGCUCAUAAGCAGAUGGCGACGCCGUGGUUUAUACUGAUCACUCUCUUGACUGUGCUGCAGAUGGUGCGUAUGAACUAUUUCAUCGCCACCAUCCGGUCGCAAUACGAGUACAUGCUUGGCUCAGAGGAACUUGCCGACAGAAUCAACGAGUUUUUCAAUGUCGCUCUGCCUGUUGGCGGUGUUCUGUUUACUCCCUUCAUUGGAUAUCUCCUCGAUCGACUGAGCGUGCCGGCAAUGCUGGGUCUGAUUGUCGCGUUUACCACGAUCAUCGGCAUUCUCAACUCCAUUCCUGCACUGUGGGCGGGAUACAUGACAGUUUUUCUGUUUGUGCUGCUGCGACCGCUUUACUAUUCCGCAAUGAGUGACUAUGCCACCAAGGUCUUCGGCUUCGCUACAUUCGGUCGCGUUUACGGCUCCAUUAUCUGCUUGUCAGGACUCGCCAACUUCUCCCAGUACGGAUUGGACGCUCUUACUCACGGGCCGUUCCACGAAAAUCCAAUCCCCAUCAAUGCGACUUUGGCAAUCGCGGGGUUUGUAGUCGGCAUCGCCCUCGUGACUUAUGUGUCCAUCGCAAGCAGAAACCACACCCCUUUCGACGAACACGAGGAUGAAAGAGAGCCUCUAAUCCAGGAAGAAGAUGAAAGUGACGAUGAGUUGUCAUUUGGGACCUUUAGAAGAUAG
Molecule: messenger RNA, 1737 nt
Organism: Penicillium atrosanguineum
Lineage: Eukaryota; Fungi; Ascomycota; Eurotiomycetes; Eurotiales; Aspergillaceae
Product: putative MFS transporter
Exons: 3
Coding region: 1-1737 (578 amino acids)
Biological process (GO): transmembrane transport
Cellular component (GO): fungal-type vacuole membrane
Molecular function (GO): transmembrane transporter activity
Source: RefSeq, a predicted model, not a curated record